This is a messenger RNA of Anopheles coustani, 1649 nucleotides long. It is a transcript of the gene Atg3, whose product is annotated as ubiquitin-like-conjugating enzyme ATG3. Gene Ontology annotation, molecular function: Atg8-family ligase activity. Gene Ontology annotation, biological process: autophagosome assembly; autophagy of mitochondrion; nucleophagy. The transcript is spliced from 5 exons. NCBI's taxonomy places the organism in Eukaryota, Metazoa, Arthropoda, Insecta, Diptera, Culicidae. The record is from RefSeq and is a predicted model, not a curated record. Bases 201 to 1220 code for a protein of 339 amino acids. Gene Ontology annotation, cellular component: cytoplasmic ubiquitin ligase complex; cytosol.
ACGAAAACAAAACUGGAGUAAAAGUAAUCUUAUUCACUAAACUGUUAAAUUUGUCAUCAUUCUGCAGCCACCAUUUGAAGGGCUGCAUUGAGCAGAGAUCAAUUUGAGCUCGCUGUGUGGUCACAAACGAGACCAACGUCAGCAGUGUACAAACUUCGCCAACAGUCUUUGUUUCCAUCUGAUCCAUCUACGCCAGGAGGAUGCAAAGUGUUUUAAACUCCGUAAAAGGAACGGCUCUAGGAGUGGCCGAGUAUCUUACUCCCGUCCUGAAGGAAUCCAAGUUCCGGGAAACAGGUGUCCUUACCCCGGAAGAGUUCAUCGCAGCUGGAGACCACCUAACGCAUCACUGCCCAACGUGGUCAUGGGCCGUCGGCGAUGAUAGCAAAAUCAAAUCUUAUCUACCCAAAGACAAACAGUUUCUCAUCACACGCAAUGUUCCAUGCCGUCGACGGUGCAAGCAGAUCGAAUUUGUCGGAGAGGAAAAUCUAGUAGAGGAGAACGAUCCCGACGGAGGCUGGGUGGAGACACAUCACUACAAUCCGGAUGAAGCAGGCAGCUCCGGACUGGAGGAAAAAGUGUGCGAAAUGAAGUUGGACAGUUCGCGUAUCGAAGAUGAACCAGCGGCUGACAUGGAUGACCCGCGGAAUCUGGAAGGCGGCAGUGGAACCGGUAACGAGGAAGGCGACGAUGAUGACGACGAUGGUGCAGCGAUUGAUAUGGAUGAGUUCGAAGAAAGUGGCCUGUUGGAAACAGUGGAUCCGUCAAAUGCAUUGCUUCCGGCAGCAAAUGACAAGCUUAGGUCAGGCACAGAAGCUCCGCAGCAGGAAGCCGAGGGCGAUUCCGUCGUUCGUACGAGAACGUACGAUCUGCACAUCACUUACGACAAGUAUUAUCAAACUCCGCGUCUUUGGGUUAUUGGAUACGAUGAAAAUAGGAAACUGCUAAGUGUAGAGCAAAUGUACGACGACGUAAGUCAAGAUCAUGCGAAGAAAACCGUAACCAUGGAAACGCACCCUCACUUGCCCGGUCCCAACAUGGCUUCGGUGCAUCCGUGCAAGCACGCAGAUAUAAUGAAGAAAAUCAUUCAAACGGUGGAAGAAGGUGGCGGCGAACUGGGAGUCCAUAUGUAUCUCAUAAUCUUUCUAAAGUUUGUCCAAACUGUCAUACCAACAAUCGAGUACGAUUUUACGCAAAACUUCAACAUCACCAACCACAAGUAGGCAUAGCCACAACAAAAUAUGAUAGUGAUUUGGUAACGCAUGCAAGCGAAAAGCAAUUACAAAAGCUUCUAGUCUGUAAGUGCUUUUAAUGUUGCCAAUGUAAGGACUAUCGAAGCCGUCUCCCUGAUUCUUGAUGUUCCUUUCUGGGACAAUUGAAAAUGUAUCGUUUCUUUUAUGCCCACUGUUAGACGCUGUAUCUGUGCGUGCGAUUGUGUUCAUUCUGUUUUAUCGGAACGAUAUUUUUGUAAUCUUUUGUUAUUCGUUUUAUUGUUUAAAUUCCUACCAGCCUUAUUGUCACGUCGAACCAUUAUGAUAUUCGAAAUAACUCGAGCGCAUUGCUACGGUAUCGCUUCAAGUUAAAGGAACACAAUAAUAAAAGUAACAAAUAAUCGAAGCAAGUGAUAAAGCAUUAUGCACGGCUUGUGUUAG